This is a messenger RNA of Cyprinus carpio (common carp), 5319 nucleotides long. RefSeq lists its product as uncharacterized. Gene Ontology annotation, molecular function: protein phosphatase inhibitor activity. Lineage: Eukaryota; Metazoa; Chordata; Actinopteri; Cypriniformes; Cyprinidae. Gene Ontology annotation, biological process: negative regulation of phosphatase activity. The record is from RefSeq and is a predicted model, not a curated record.
AAGUGCUUUCUGAAGGUAAGUCGGAAGGCAGAAGGGGUGCACGAGACGGCUGCGCGCGCCCGCUCCCGUGUGUGAACGCUCCAAAAAAUGUGUUAAGAAUUUGAAAAGGUGAAUCUGUUACACUGGAAGAUAAACACAACAGCCGUUCAUCAGUCGUAAGGAUGUGAACAAGAUCACCGGUGAAGUUUUCCCAUGCACCUACAUCCCUUCCAUUCCGACCUUCUAGAAUGUUCCUGAAGACAGUUCCUCCGGUGGUGGCUAUUCACUCAGAAUGGAGGUCCAAUAAGAGCUGCAGGCUGCCUCUCUUUUUCAGUGACAGUGCCUCUGACAGUGACCUUGUCUCUGUGAGCAGCACCCCCAUCCCACAGAAGAUCCAGAUGAUUAUAGAGAGCCUCCACAGCACCCAGUCUUCGGACAUGAGCGAAAACGUGCAGACCGAAAAGGCUGCUCAUUCCAGCCACGAGGCUGGCUACAAGGGUCAAAUGAGACUCAUGGACUUGUCUGCGAGAUCCCGGCGAACAGGGGCGGACACUAAGCUACAGACCGCCAGACCAGAUACUGGUGAUGAUUCGGACAGUGACGAUUCUGUGGACAGAGGCAUUGAGGAGGCCAUUCAGGAGUAUUUAAAGGAGAAGGUGGACCACAAGCGCAAAGGGGAUCCGAUGACAAGUUCGACCCCAGCGCCCAAGCUUCAGCGGAGGGAACCAACUGUCCCAGAUGCUGCUAAACAACACACACAUUCCAGUAGUGGUAAGGUGCUAACUGCUAGCAAUCAUAUACAGAAAGCCUUCAGUGAAACGCAGCCCCUAAAGAAGAAAGUCAAGAAGAAGAAGCUAAGCAAAGAAAAUCCCUUUAAGAAAGCAGACACGAGUAAGGUUGUGCCUAUAAAAAGUCUUCCUCCUCCCAGAGCUAAGAAAGGAUCUUCCUCGUCUUCAGAGAUGGACAGAUCUCCACCUUGUCUAGUCAUUAAAGAGGAAGAGGAAUGGCUUGAUUCAAGCAGUGAUGAUGGAAUUGAAGAGGAGAUUCAGAGAUUCCAGCAGGAGAAAAAAGAAAAACAGGAAGGUGAAAAAGAUGCCCUGAGAUCUUCGCGACAAAGGGUGGACUCUGUAUCGAGCAGCGAUGAAGGUAUUGAGGAAGCCAUCCGUCGCUUCCAGGAAGAAAAACACAAGCAGAAGAAAAAGAAAAGUCCUCUCAAACCUGCUCAACUUGUGCCUGCGCAACGUAGCAGAUCAGCCGUCACUUCUACUGAAUGCAUGAGCACUCAGUCAUUCAAAGUACUGUCCAAGAAGAGCAAGAAGAAGUUGACGACCAAGAAGUCUAAUCUCCCUACACCACUGGGUGUAAGCCACUUUUUGAACAAGUGUACAUCCCAGGGCUCUAAAGUCAAAGGGUGUGCACCACCCCUUUCAAACCCAAAACAAACCCACACUGAACAUCAGAUCCUUUCCAGUCUCAAGGUCAACACUGCUGAGCUGAUGUGUGCUGAGGCCAUUCUAGACAUCUCCAAAACCGUCAUGCCCGAGGUGUUUGAGCCUAACUUAAGCAUUGCUAACAGAAAUUUGCUUCAGACGCCAACAUUCCUCACUGUUGCACCAUCUGCGGAUAAAAGUGAUGAAAGCUCUGUAGACAGUGAGGAUGGAAUUGAACAAGAGAUAAGAAAAUUUUUGGAACAUAAAGCAAAGAUGAACAAAGAGCUUCCAAAAACAGCAGGUGCACCUACGCCAGCUUCAGGAGAUCCCACAGCAAGCAAAGAACCAAAGAAGAAGAUGAAGGAAAUCCAGCCGAAUAAAGCAGUAAGGCUCUCACUGUCAAAAAAACGCAAGUUCAAAGAAGAACAAAGCAAACUUUCCAGAGAUGGUGAAUUAGUUUUGAAUGUUAAAGAGGAGCCUCCAGGGACACCUCUGAUUCAUAGUUACGCCACCAGACCAGAGCUUUUAACCACUCCCACUGUGACUUCACAUUCAAGUAGUCUAGCCACCAUGAACUCCCCACCUCGUAAGGGUACAGAUAGUAGUGCACCCAAAGACAAAGGUUCCACUUACAGUAUGUCCAGCCCAAAGACUGUGAUUGGCUCAGAGAGAAACGACAGCAGUGACAAAAGCAGCUCCCUGGACAGUGAUGAGGAUCUAGAUGCUGCAAUUAAAGACUUGCUUAAGACAAAGAAAAAAGUCAAAAAGAAAGUGAGAGACAUGAAGGCAAGAAAAAGCGGCAGACCUUCCGAGGCAUCAUCUUUGGAUGCUGUGAAAAACCAGAAACCUUUAACAGACCAGAAGAGCAUCCCACCUUCCAAGCUUGUUAAGUCUGGCAUCUUGAAAGGUGGCAAAGAGACACUGAAUGUUCAGACUAAAAAUGACAAGGGUGAUAAAAGCAAAGCAGUUAAAGGCAAAUCGGAAGUCCAGAACAUCAAACAAUCUAAAAGCCAUGCACAAGCCGACAAGGUGACUGGGAAUGGUGGGGUUCCCAAGCCACAAGAUGUGGACAUACCUUCCAGUCCACAUGCAGAUGAAGGUGACAGUUCUGUGGACAGCGAUGAUAGCAUUGAGCAAGAGAUCAGGAGAUUUCUAGCUGAAAGAGCCAAGGAGUCUGCGCCUCUCGCUGCAAACACCAAACAAGAGGAGGGGGCCGUAGACUCCUUGACCUCACCUGCGGAGUGUGAUUUUAAACCAGAACCUCAAACGAUUCUAAUUGAAACUCCAGUUUCUACUUCAGCAUCAAUCUCUGGUAGACUCUUCAAAAGUGAAACGCAAGCAGAAUCCAUAGGCAUACCUGCAAGAUCCACGGAUGCACCUGCAGAACUCAACAAGGGACCAGUCCUGACACCAGGCAGCUCUUGCAUUAUGGGUUUUAGGAGGACCGAAAGUCAAAAAUUUGAGAUUUCAACUCAACGAGAUCCAAACAACGGCAGCUCCCAGAUAGGAAAGGACACUCCAACAAGUCAUACCAUCAAACCCAACUCCUUCACUAUGCCCUCUGAGAGCUCAGAGAUGCCCCAAUCAUUGGGUUAUCAACACCAGAACCUAUUCCUGAUGAGACCUGUUAACAGCAGUAUGAGCGACGUCAAGGAACUUUCCUCGGCAGACAGUAAUGACCUUGCCGUCAGCCGCCAGAGUAGAUCAGCCACUAGGAUGCCUUUGAAGGAAGUAAUUAGUUCUCUUUGUCCAUCGCCUAUCUCGAAACCUCAAAUUAGUUCCCCUGCUGUCUCCACUGGUGACCUCUCGACCUCGGCGACCCCUAGGGGCAGGACAGAGAGACCUUACUUGCAAAACCGCCUGAAAAUUGACCGACGCCUCUCAGAUAGACCACACUUAUCCCCCGCCACCUCACACCUGUGCCAGCCCUCACCUGUACUGCAGGACCACCAGGAAGGCAGUGUAAUCCAGUUACAACUGGACCAGGCUGCUUUCCCAGCACCCUUAGCAAAAACAAACCACCUGCAGGUCAGCCAGAUUGAGGCAAUUGAGUCCACUGCAAGUUUAGGAGAAAGACAAAGGGAGGGAGGAAGUGUUAGCAAGGAAGAGAAAGAGCAGGAAGAUAAGGAAGAGAAAUGUGUUGAUGAGACAGAUGUAGAAUCAGAUGAAGAAAGGAAAGAUCAGAAGAAAAAAGACAGGAGGAUGCAGCCCCCUAAUCAGUGAGUACCUACCUGUUCUCUCCAGACACACACACCUAUCAGUUGAGGGAACAUGGUCGCCAGAAGCCCAGUACGUAUCCAUGCUCUUGUUCCAUCUAAAAUACGAAAGACUUCUUCAUAAAAUUGGUAUUUUGGUCAUUGGUUCGGGCGGAUCUAUGGAUCCAAAUCUGUGAUUUGCAGGUAUUUUGCAAGAUUCCCAACCAUACAGCCGACAUUUUCCUUCGGCUUUAAACAUUAGUUGUUUUAUUUUAGCAUUAGCCUGACGGACUGCAGCGUGUCAUCCUGCAUUUCAAUGUUUCUCUCUUUUUGUACUGUAUUAUUUAGGUUCCAAGGGAGGUCACCUAGGACUCUUUGAGUGUACCACAUCCUUUUUUUGUAUGUUUGUACAUUUAUAAAUAUAUUUAAAAGCAGACAUGAUGUCAUGAGAAGAGAUUAAACUUUGUUUUUUAUUGUUUUAGUGUUGUAUUUUCUCUGCAGCAGCUGCUGCAUUUCUGAAUGGAUCCUGGUUUACAAACUUUGCUUUUUGAGAAAUUUUAAUUAGAGACUUCGAAAAGUAAGGUUUAUGAGUUUACAUGUUAAAUAGUUCCCAGGUUUAAAUAUUUACCCUAAGAAAGUCAGUUUUUUUUUCUGCAAAAAAUUCCACAAGUUAAAUACAACCAUGAAAAUUGCGUCUUUAAGUACUAAAUUGAAUGAAGGACUGCAGAAUGUAAAGGCCAAGGGAAUGAAAACGCUUUUGUUUGCAUCAGUGCAUAUUAAGUUGUUACCCAUUCACAAUGGUUCAGCAUCAUCAUUUAGACCCUUGACCUCUGAGAAGAUGGUCUGAGUCACCUUUCAGUAAUGUUCCUGAGGUUUCUAAAUGAGGAAAAUCUCCUCACUUCAACAGUGAAUGACUAAGAUGGGCCUCAUUUGUGAAACACAAGCAGAAUGAAUUUCCAUAAAAUAGUUCCCAAAGCCCUUCUUGUGUAAAUUGUUCCAUUCAAUUCAGCAUGACAGUCUACGCAAGAAUAUUUUUUGAGAAAUUUGUUCUGCUUGUUUCAUAAAUGACACCCUUUAUGUAUUUAUAUAGAAUGUGUAUGAAAAACAGCCAUUUACUUGGUAUUUAAAUUUUACAGAAAAACUCCAGUAGCAGUUAAUGUAUCCUUGAUGAUUUUUUUAUUAAAUCUUCAAAUCACUAACUUGCUCUAAACAAGCAUAUUUUUUUCACAAUGUUCCCUCUUAACACAUUUAAUGUACUUGGGAAUUCUUUAUAUUCAUGUCAUAACCAGGUUAUUUUUUGUACAACUACAACAUUCAAAGAUUUAUAUCAGACUGCAUAUUACAAGGAUGAAACUCUCUCUUUCAGUGUCUCAAAAUUCAGUCAUCUUUUCUUUGUUGCACAUUUCUGCAUACUUAUCAAAUCGCAUUUGUCAAGUCACACCAGUCCCUCCCUCUCUUUGCACCUGUUUCUUAGUUCCUGUUUCUGUUGCUUAUUAUAUGUAGGUGUUUCCUAUGUGAAAAGAAUGUUAUUUAUUUUUGUUUAUAGAAGAGAAGAAAGUAAAGACUCAUGCUGACUAUGCUGGGCAUUGCCAGCUUUCAUAAAUAUUUUGCAAAAAAGAAAAAAAUAAUUUUUUUGGUCCCCUGCUUUGCACAGAGAAACAAAACUCAAACUGUAUCUCUGAAGAUGUAUAAUAAAAAUUGACUUUGAGACACAA